Paramuricea clavata is the source of this 3019-nucleotide messenger RNA. The record is from the annotation of a GenBank genome assembly. Lineage: Eukaryota; Metazoa; Cnidaria; Anthozoa; Malacalcyonacea; Plexauridae.
UUGAAAUCAUCGCUGCAAUAAUAAAGAGAAGCGCUUGUGAAUAAACGUUUCUGCAUAAAUACCAAAAUCCUUAAAUACACAACGACGGACAAUUUAAUACCGUGUAGACUUGGCGCCUUUUUUUACAACUUUGCAUCUUGUUUGCUCUUCGAGUUGUGGCUUUGCAAGAAUGGACGUGCAAACAGCUCUUCCGUCUGUGAAUAUUUUCAACGAACUCCAGACAGUGCACGAGAAAGGCUAUUUCUAUGUUUUACCGUCUUUGGAAGAAGAUUGGCAACAGGUCUGUAGAGUAAAUAUCAAUGAAGGAUUUAGUGAAAUAUUGAAAUAAUAGUUGCAAUGAUUUUAUAUAUAUAGUAAGGGUAACUUUGUUGUAUUACAUACACAUAUAUGUAGUAUAUUGUAUUGCUAUAUUCCCCAGUUAUUACUAUGUUUUUAUUCGUCUCAUGUAAUAAAAAUAGUAUUACUAAAGUGUCCAUAAAAGCACAGCUUUAUAUAGAAAACAUGAUUUAGACAUAGUUCCUUUAUGAUAUUACGGUUUUAGUAUUAAAGCUUUAAUACUUGUAACUUGUCUACUCAAUAUAUUGUAUUUCUAUAUGCUUGAGUUGUCACUACCGCUGGGUUUAAUAUAAUAAUACAACUAUAUAAUAUUACUAAGGACAACUUUCCAUAAAAUACACGAUUUUAGAUACAGACAAAUGCACAAAAUGUGUACGAUUCAUUUAUAGUAUACUCGAAACGCACGCCAGCUUCAGUAAACGAAAUUCGAAGUCCUUUCUUUUAUUCAUAAACAGCAUAUGUUUUAACCUUUGUUUCUUUGUCUCCAGACACGGUUAGAAAUGGAUCGCUAUUUAUGCCCGGAGUCGAGCAAGACAGAUACAACCAUCCACAAUAAUGCACCUUGGAAUGACAUCCCUUUGACAUUUGAUCUCGAAAACCUUAUGUUACCAGAGGAUUUUAGUGCUGUCAACUCGUGUGAGCUCACUUACUCUCAUACUGCAUUCACUCAGGAAAUACCUGCUAGCCAACCUGUAUCAUAUGAGGAAAAUAGCAGCCUAGGUCAAAGCUUUGAGUUCAAGCUUAAACCCUUGUCCAUACAAGUUCCAAACUGCCAAGAAAAUGGGGCAAAAAUUACACAUAAUGUACUGCCUUUAACUCCACCAAGUUCACCUGAAAACAAUUCCACAAAAAGCGAUGGAAAUAGAUCUAAACCGAAACACUCACGACUAAAUUUGAAGACUAGCACGUUCGUAGUGAAUAAGGAUUUAACAGAAUCGAAGCGUAGAGUCCAUAGGUGUCCUUUCACUGGUUGUAGGAAGGUUUAUACCAAGAGUUCGCAUCUCAAAGCCCACCAGAGAACUCACACUGGCGAAAAACCGUACUGUUGCUCCUGGGAUGGAUGCCAUUGGAGGUUUGCACGCUCGGAUGAAUUAACUAGACAUUUCAGAAAACAUACAGGGGCUAAACCAUUCAAAUGUUCGCACUGCGAUCGAUGUUUUGCGCGAUCUGAUCACCUUGCUUUGCACAUGAAACGCCAUGUUUGACGGCAGAGUGUUUGGCCUUAGACUUUGUGUCAGCGAGUGUUAUUUUUCAGGGUUAUGACUUAUGGAAUUACAUGGGAAUGCUAUAGAUCAAAAUGGCUUGCAAUGUAUCUCGAACUGCUCGCGUGUGGCGAUUGAGUAUAUGUUUUGCUCGAUUCUGAUCUGAUCCGAUUUUUGCAUGUGAAGACUUAUCUUUGAUGCAGACUGUUUGGCUGUAAAUUGAAAGGUUUAUUGGUUAUGGAACUACAUGGAAUGAUUCUAUAUGGCUUGCAAUAUGUAUGGAACUUGAUGGGAAUACAAACUCUUGGUGUGGCAUAUUGGGUAUGAAAUUGCAUUGGGAAUUUAUGGCCUCUGUACACUCGUGGAGCUUUAUAAUAUUGCUGUGUGUUUACUGACAAACGUGCUUUCGAAAGUGAGAAAAUUUAUUGCAAUCCUAAACAUCCUAGAUCUCGCAGAUUUCCUUCGAAAUUCAUUUGUUGUGACUGUAGAAAACAAGCAAUCAACCUGUCCUUGUGAUGACUCCGGUAUCCAUGGAGCUCAAAAAUACAACGUGUUUACUCACAAGACACAAAUGUGACUGAAACACGAUCCCUUUUAAAAGAUUACAGCAUGUUGUCAACAGUUAUUACAAACUACAAUAUGCCCACUUCACCACGGGCAGCAUAGGUAUUACAAGAAUUUUGACCUGGGAUACUAUACUAUGAUAGCAAAUUACACACGCGAAAUCAUGCAGAGAAAAUUAUGCAAAUAUUUUCAUUCAAAAUUUGCUACAAUUUUGCGUUCCCUGAAUUUUUGUAGUGAAAAUGUAGCAAUGAUCAAAAAUUUCCAUGUUGCGAUGGGAUAUUGAUUAUUUUACGCUGUCGAAGCAAAUCGCCAAACCAUCUGCCAUUCAAUGUGCUAUAAUUAUGAACAAAAGCCACACAAUGCACUAUAAUAAAAAUCUUGUUGAAAAGAACCAUCUUUGAAUUGGUCGAACUAGAACAUAUGUAAUAAUGUUCCGUGUGUAAUAAUUGUACAGUGUAUGACUGUGUCUAUAAAUCAUUUUCGUUUAUCCGUGUUAGGCUAAAAGUCAAAGCGAAAACGAUUUAUAGUUGCGUAUUUUUAUAAAGCAAAUCCUAAUGUAAAUAAUUGUAUGCUUAAAUCUUAGAUAUGAUUCAAAUUCAUGCAAACUUUGAGUAAACACAAAUCAUUAACAAAAAGGUUACUAUUUUAAUGUUUCGUCUUUGCCGUCUGAGCAGAUUUGCCACAGACUCUCAAAUAUGGACCUCCAGUGUAGGUAGUACUCUACAAAAAGCUGCCGUGGUUUGUGUCUGAACUACCUGAAAAAAAUAUCUCAAUGUAGUGGGCCAGUGCAGGUAGUACUCUCAAUUCUACAAUAAGCUGCAGUUUGUGUCUGAACUUCUUGAAGACAAGAUAUCUUGAAAAAUAACUAUACUUUCUUCGAAAUUUUGAAUUUCAGCAUAAAACUUUUAUAUUCUGAG